AAAACCAAAAAUAAAAAUGCAAGCGUGGAUACAACAAGGACUUCACGGGAUGCAGAUGGGCGGCCGAGUCGGGAAUUAUGAUCAAACUUUUGUGGUAUAUGGGCCCGUAUUCCUUCCCAAUGCAACACAGUCAAAAAUAAGCGAAAUCAAUUAUGGUGGAAAGAUUCUUCUGCCGUCAUCUGCUCUCAACUUGCUCAUGCAAUAUAAUAUUCCGAUGCCAAUGCUUUUCAAGCUAACCAAUAUGGCUGUUCAACGUGUAACUCAUUGCGGUGUUCUUGAAUUUUCUGCUCCAGAAGGACAAGCCAUUCUGCCACUUUGGAUGAUGCAGCAAUUGGGACUUGACGAUGGAGAUACCAUUCGCAUUGAGUCUGCAACUCUUCCGAAAGCCACGUUUGCUAAAUUGAAGCCGAUGUCACUCGAGUUUCUGAAUAUUACUAAUCCAAAAGCUGUUCUUGAAGUGGAACUUCGAAAAUAUGCAUGCCUCACCAAAAACGAUCGGAUCCCAACAUCAUAUGCUGGACAAACUCUCGAAUUCCUCGUCGUUGAUUUGAAACCGGCCAACUCUGUGUGCAUCAUUGAAUGUGAUGUUAAUCUCGAUUUCGAUCCUCCAGAAGGCUACGUUGAACAACCGAGACAGGUGACUCCUGCUGUCACUGCCAAGCCGCCUGCGCCAGAUGCAUCCGCAUUUAUUGGAGCUGGACAAAAAGCUGGUGGUAGUGGAGGGACAGGACAAAAUGCAACUUCUGUAUUCGGAGGAGCUGGGCGUCGUCUCGAUGGAAAGAAGAAGCCAUCAUCUUCAGUAUCACUCUCAGAUGGAACCGGUGUUAGUACGAGUAAUGCAGCUCCAGUGGCGAAUGAUUUGCCAGCUAUUCCACCAGUGGUUGUCAAUGAAGACUACAAACCAGGUCGUGUUUCAUUCCUUCGUUAUGAUUAUAAACGUGUUGAUGUUCUCGAAAAAGAGCUCCGAGAGAAAGAAGCCAGCAAGGCAGGACAACCGUCAAAUGUCUUCCGUGGAGGCAAUCGAACACUGAGAGGAGCCCGUUAAUGUCUCGAAUCUGGCCAAUUGUGCUAUGAAUAACAUCUUUCACUUCACAUAACCUUGUAAAAGUUCAUCGCCACUUUUUUGUACAGGAUAAAUUUAUUUGAAUA
Caenorhabditis elegans is the source of this 1149-nucleotide messenger RNA. RefSeq names its product Ubiquitin fusion degradation protein 1 homolog (gene ufd-1). Bases 17 to 1045 code for a protein of 342 amino acids. NCBI's taxonomy places the organism in Eukaryota, Metazoa, Nematoda, Chromadorea, Rhabditida, Rhabditidae. Gene Ontology annotation, biological process: ubiquitin-dependent protein catabolic process; proteasomal protein catabolic process. Gene Ontology annotation, cellular component: cytoplasm; nucleus. The record is from RefSeq and is marked reviewed. The transcript has 5 exons.